AUGCAGGUGGCCGACAUAAAACGAGUGAACAACCUAAUUCGGGAGCAAGACUUUUACGCUUUGAAGUCCAUUCGAAUCCCCGUCAAGAAGCAUGGCCUUUUCACGGAGUGCAGCGCGGAGCUGGGUGAAGCGCCGCCUUGCGCCUCCAGGGCUCCUUGUCCCCUGCCCUCGCCCUCCCCCCCCCCAGCUGCGCACAGCGCUGCCAGUCCCGAUGCCCGGGAGUGCACUGACUUCCUCAGAGAAGUGGACCAGGACCUGGAGAGGCUGAUCCAGACCAGCGACGGCCUGGGCCCGUGCCCCGCGGACGACCACGGAGGGCCGCCCCGAGCCGCGGGCAGGCAGGCGCCAGCGAGCUACGGGGCAGACUGGGGCAUCCGGUGGUGGAACGCUGUGUUGGUCAUGCUUCUGAUAGGCAUCAUCCUGCCCAUAUUUUACCUGGUGUAUUACAAGACGCAGGAAAGCGUGAGGACUGCUGUGGAUGCUGGCUUUGUGAAUCACUCCGAUCCUACCUCAAACACUACGGAAAAGAGCCUUGGCACAACCCCCAGCGAGGGCUUAGAUGUUCAGGGCAGAACCCAUCCACUCCUGAGAAAAACUAUGGGCACAUAGUGAUGGCCCAGGAUGUUUCCCAGAUAAUAACCUCUUCUGUUGCCUCUGUGUUACAGUGACACCUAAAGCUGGGCUCCUCCACAAUUUUCAGGCCUUUUUGCCCCACUGACACUCUUCUCAGACUUUGUUUCCUUCUGCAACGUGUAUUUUGUGUUUGUUAGCCAGUCAUAAGGUACUUAUGUGGAUUGUUCUGUAUGAUUUCCACUGCCUACAUAUCACAAAAAAUACUUUGAUAGCCAAUAGAGUGGAAAUCUCUCAAGGCCCUUCUCUCUGCAUCUUGCGUUGAGUGAUUUGGUUUUCUGUCCUGUGUUUUUGGAAUCAUGAUGUGAUAUGAGUGUGGAGAUUUUGUUGCCAUAAAGAUUUCAGUAUUUUUUUAGACUGCAGUUUAAUACCGAGAGUGCCAUUUUAUUUAAGAAUAUUUUAUUGAUGUGUAAGUGAUCUGUUUACAAUGUAAUUGUCAUCUUGGUGAUUCUGAAAGUCUUCAAUAACAGGCAUAAAAGAAGUUGCGGAGCUUUUCAUAGCACUUAAGAUAAGUUUUUUUUUUUCUUUUUUGCCCUCAAUAUACAGUAUAUAUUUUUUCCAUAUUACAAGUCUGUCCUUCCCCGAGUUGUAAGCAUCUGCAGGCAAGGCUAAGGAGGGAAGACCUUCACUUAACACUUUUGACCUCGACCUUGAAAACAUUUUAGUCACUUUGUUUUUCCAUUCAAUAGAUGGCACUCCUUGCCAAAAAUUCAUUCAACUUUCAUUGAUCAGGUUUGCAGCGUUGACGGCAAACUGUAGCAGAUUUAUUUUAGUAACGGUAAGAUGUGUUUACUUUUCAGAUGCCACUUCAGAUUGUCAGUUUAUCAGACUGAAUUUGAUUCUAAGCAGCAAAAUGACUCCACAUUUGCUUGUAGUGCAAGGAUGACCUCUGGGAAGGUCAGUUUGGUGCAAUAGUGCUUUGUUUAAUUCAUUUCGAUAUCCACAUUUGAAAUGUGUAGUUGCAGGGAAGAAGUAAUUAAAUGUAAAUGCUACUUUAGUUGGUGGCUUGUUUGUCACUGUAGCACUUGUCGCAGAGUCAGACCAUUGAUUUAAAAAUUUGUGCUUAGAUUCGGCUCCUUUCUGUAUUGAACCCUUUUGAUAUCAUCAUCGUAAAUAAAGUAUCAAUGUAGAUGCAGUUUAGUAUUUCUCUAAAUUUGAAAACUUCAUUAAGUAUGGGGAAUCUCAAAAGGGUGUUGCUUGUAUUGCUCCUGUCCUCUAUAAGUAUUUGCCAUGCUAAAGAACAGGAGUUACUUUACUUUAUGCAAGUAGCCCUGUCCCAGCUGUUUUUUUCUGUUUUGUUCAUGGGGAUAUUAUAAGUCACGCAUUCAGACCAGCUAGUAUUACUGGAUGUAAAAGUCUUUGCUCCCUGUUAUUCUGCUCAGUUAAUUCACACUCCACCACUGGCCCUUGUUUCUGUUCUACAGAACAGAAGGCAGAGAGAAGGUUCAGAUGGUUCAUUUUCCGUCUUUUACUCUGUUAUGAAAGUCUUCAUAAGCAAUGCACUCAGGAUACUGUGUGAAUAACCAGUAUAAGGCUUAUGCUUUUAAUAGACUACGAUGAUUUUCAUUACGCAGUUUAAAUCUUUUGUCCCAUUGUACCUUAUUUUGAGCCAGAAAGUUAACCUGUGACAUCUGGGUUUUUUAUGGUGGUGCUAAUAUAGUACUUCUUUUUUCACAACCUUAGAGAGACGUAUUUUGUGUUUUAAAGAGAACUUAUCACCAUUCUUUAUUUUCUAUAGGGCCGUUUCUUUUGUCCUGGGCAAGAUGUUAUUUUUUGAAUUUUUUAUUUUCCUAUUUUUUGUUUGAUAUAAAAAACUUUUAAUUUCUCUUUAAUUUCUUACCCUUCUUUUUCAUUUUUGGUGUUUUCACCCAUCAGUCACAAGUGGACUUGUUAAGAACAAAAAUAAGUUAUAAUUUUUAAUGCCAUUAUGAAAUUUUAAAUGACUUAAAUCCAUAGGGUAAGGUAAUUCUACCAUACCUUAAGAAGGAAAGUGAAUUGUCUGUUUAGGAGACAACAAAUAUAUUUUGCUUGACUAACGGGGGUAUUAAAUUUGCUGACUUUUGAAAACUGACAGUGUAAUGCAGUGUUAGGAGAUGUUUUCGUUGAUGACAGGCAGUGUCAGUCAUUGAGAUUGCUGUUAAGAAUCUUGAUUAGACUGCGUGUGUAUGAAAGCUCACAUUUGUUGCGAUCCAUGUAAUAGAUUUAAACUUAAAACUGAAUGUUUUGUGUGACAGUGAUCUGGACAGGAUGGUUCAGUUUAAGUGUGGGAAGGUGAAUGCCAGCAAGGUUGUGUCAGGUUCCGAAGAAGCUGUAACGAAAUGGCCAAAGUGAAUAUAGGUAAAAAAUGUAAAAAAGAUACAUGGCCUAACUAUGGGACAAGUUCUAAUUGUCUUUUUCAUUAUAAAGCUUAAUUGAAGUACUGUUUUAAAUUACAGAGAAAACAAUUGGAAUUACAUUUUAUUUUCUAAUUUGUCAUCAUUAUUGUAUUUUAUUGACCUUUAAUAUAUCAGCAUAGACUAUUUUAAAUAAAUAUUUUAACACAUAUCUGUCUGUUUUCCUGACCCAGGUCCUUAUUGAUUGAAGUAAUAGAUUAUUACCAGAUUCAUUAUUCUUUAGAGACCAUACAGAAUACCUGUAUGAAAGAAUCUCAGUGUAGCAAAGUUACUCGAGUACCAGCAAUUCAGUGCAGUUUAUUUGUAAUAUCUGCUAAGGAGUAAAUUAGUGAUCAAUCAAAUAAUUAAAGAGUGUGUCAUCCUAAAACCUUCUGUCCGAAUGUAUUGUAAUACCUGGUAUUUUAAGUAUUGGGUAAUGUAUGCAAGGUCAGAUGCGAUGUUAUAAGUUUCCUUAAACAAUAAAACUCUUCCCUUUCCAGCA
This is a messenger RNA of Lepisosteus oculatus (spotted gar), 3504 nucleotides long. The record is from RefSeq and is a predicted model, not a curated record. Lineage: Eukaryota; Metazoa; Chordata; Actinopteri; Semionotiformes; Lepisosteidae.